AUGUACAACGGGGCCACGAGUAAGGCAGCGAGGAGCGUGUUACGGAGUUCCAGUAUAAGCGGAGAGAUGUACGACAUGGAAAAGAGCAGUGGCAGCCAGCAAGAACCAGUGGCGGAUAAUGCCAUUAAGAAGAGGCGGUCCAGUCUUGGUGCGAAAAUGGUCGCCAUCGUCGGACUGUCACAAUGGAGCAAAAGUACAACACAACUUAACCAGACUGAGGCAGCCACAAAGAAAUUACGAAGCAACAUUCGGAGAAGCACCGAGACAGGAAUCGCAGUGGAAAUGAGAAACCGAGUAACUCGACAAGGCAGCAGAGAGUCGACAGACGGCAGCACCAACAGUAACAGCUCAGAUGGCAAUUUGGUUUUUCCUACAGCAAGGUUGGGAGCAGAUGGUCAGUUCAGUGAUUUUUUGGAUGGAAUUGGCCCCGCACAGCUAGUGGGACGACAGACAUUGGCAGCUCCUUCCAUGGGUGACAUUCACAUUGGCAUGGCCGAUCGCAGUGGGCAGCUGGAGGUAGAAAUAAUUCAGGCCAGGGGACUGACCCCUAAACCUGGUACUAAAGCUUUGCCAGCCCCAUAUAUUAAGGUGUACCUCCUGGAGAGCGGUGUGUGUAUAGCAAAGAGGAAAACCAAGUUAUCAAAGAAGUCUCUGGAUCCCGUAUACCAACAAGCCUUGCUGUUCGAUGAGGGCCCACAAGGAAAGGUUUUACAGGUCAUAGUAUGGGGUGAUUAUGGUCGUAUGGACCACAAGUAUUUCAUGGGAAUGGCCCAAAUCCUAUUGGAAGAGCUCGACCUGUCGACCCUGGUUACUGGCUGGUACAAACUCUUCCCGUCUUCAUCUCUUGUGGACUCGACAGUGGCUCCUAUCACUCGCCGUCUCUCUCAGUCCUCGCUGGACAGCAGCACAGGGCCUGCUGGCCACUAA
Molecule: messenger RNA, 927 nt
Organism: Carcharodon carcharias (great white shark)
Lineage: Eukaryota; Metazoa; Chordata; Chondrichthyes; Lamniformes; Lamnidae
Gene: rims3
Product: regulating synaptic membrane exocytosis 3
Exons: 6
Coding region: 1-927 (308 amino acids)
Biological process (GO): positive regulation of synaptic transmission; regulation of membrane potential; regulation of synaptic plasticity
Cellular component (GO): presynaptic membrane; cytoskeleton of presynaptic active zone
Molecular function (GO): transmembrane transporter binding; small GTPase binding
Source: RefSeq, a predicted model, not a curated record